Ilyonectria robusta is the source of this 2352-nucleotide messenger RNA. Its product is annotated as kinase-like domain-containing protein. The record is from RefSeq and is a predicted model, not a curated record. Gene Ontology annotation, molecular function: ATP binding; protein serine/threonine kinase activity. NCBI's taxonomy places the organism in Eukaryota, Fungi, Ascomycota, Sordariomycetes, Hypocreales, Nectriaceae. Gene Ontology annotation, biological process: intracellular signal transduction; peptidyl-serine phosphorylation. The coding region runs from base 1 to 2352 and encodes 783 amino acids. The transcript is spliced from 2 exons.
AUGAAUGGGGACCUGAGCCUUUCCCAGGCCCUGGGCGGCCUGCGCAUCGCCAACCCCGACGAUGGUGCUGAGGCUGUCUCUGCUUCUGCCUCUGCAUCCGCCUCUCAUCCUCAAACCGAAUCCCUCGCCCAUACCAUUCAUCUCGAACCUAUCGAUGCUAGUAUCGAACCUCUCCUCAACGACCCCCGGUUCGCCCCGGCCACCCGGCAGCCCGAUCUCACCCCAGACGCUGGGGCUAGCGAAACAUUCCAGCAAUCCCCUCAGCCUGACCUGUCGAGAUUAUCCAUCUACGGCCUGCCCAAUAUUCCCGAACCCGGCCCAACCUAUCCUACCCGCGAGCGCAGCCAGAGAGACCCCCAGUCGGCCUACAACUCGAACCGUCAAGCACCUCUCCCACCGACCAGUGCCCCGUUACCGCCCCGAAGGAGCUCCAGAGGGAUGGGCGGUGGCUACGCAUCAGCACCGGGCGGCUCCCAAUCGAAUCCCCCUUACGCCGGCGAGGCCCCAGUGCCCGCCAGCAGCGAGGAAUGGAAGGACCGCGGUGCUGCAGUAGGUGUCCGUCGGGAGGUCGACGCAACAGGUCGAACUGUUGUUCGACAGGUUAAGAAGGGCGUCCGCGACUUCAACUUUGGUCGCGUCCUUGGUGAAGGCUCCUACAGCAGUGUAUACCUCGCCACCGACCGUCAGACCCUCAAAGAAUAUGCCAUUAAGGUACUUGAGAAGAGACACAUCAUCAAGGAGAAGAAGAUCAAAUACGUCAACAUCGAGAAGAACACUCUCAACCGUCUCACAGAGCACCCGGGUAUUGUCCGACUAUACUACACCUUCCAGGAUGAGACAUCUCUCUACUAUGUGCUCGAUUUGUGCAAUGGCGGCGAGCUACUAGGCGUGUUGAAGAAGACAGGCACCUUCGACGUCGAAUGUACCAGAUUCUACGGCGCCCAGAUCCUCGACGCCAUUGACUACAUGCACUCAAGGGGUGUAAUCCAUCGGGACCUGAAACCAGAAAACGUUCUCCUCGACGACCAGAUGAAUGUCAAGAUCACAGACUUUGGAACCGCCAAAUUACUGAAAGACCCUCGUGACACCAGGAACCCAGACUCGACCGACCGUGGGGUGCCCGAUCCGGGGCGAGAUGGCGAAGAUGACAAUCGCGCGGCAUCCUUUGUGGGAACUGCCGAGUACGUGAGCCCCGAGCUCCUGACGCACAAGAAUGCCUGCAAGGCUAGUGAUUUGUGGGCUUUUGGGUGCAUAAUUUACCAGCUCCUGGCCGGACGGCCUCCAUUCAAAGGGGGCAGCGAGUACCUGACCUUCCAGAAGAUUGUCAACCUCGAGUACGAGUUCCCCGCAGGCUUCCCCCCGGCGGCACGCGAUCUCGUGGAUCGAUGUCUGGUCCUCGACCCAGCCCGACGACUCACCAUAGAGCACAUCAAGAACCACGAAUUCUUUGACGGCCAGUCAUUUGGAAAGGGACUGUGGAGAUCUAAAGCGCCGAGACUUCGCCCAUAUAUCCCGCCCGCCCAGGAGCCGAACGUCAUUCAGCUCAAUGGCUUCUCUAGUACGCCAAUGGCAACCUCGAACUCGAGAGGCCCUCAGUCACAGACCAACACUACCAAUGGAAGCAGUCGGCCAGCACGGAUCAUCACUGAGCUGCCUCCUCCCACGCAACUGGACAUUGAGUGGUCACCAGUCCUGACAAGGAACAAUGAGCGCAUCCUAAAGUUAGGCGACCUGAUGGUUGUAUCAACACCCUUGCCCUCGAGUCCACACGGUAAAGGUUCGGAUGAGGGACAUAAGAAGCUAUCCCGAUUCUUUGGAGGAAGCACGACCAAAAAACGGCAGCGGCUGGUAAUGAUAACGUCUAGCGGUCGUAUUGUGCUUGCUCCAGCGGGUGGAGAAGAGAAACGCGCUAAGCAGGAGAUCUCGCUCAUGGCUCAAGACUGCUCGUGGAGAAGCCAAAAAGACGCAAAGGGCCAAAUUGUUUGGUGUGUGGACACGGGUGGACAGCACUACACCUUUGAGGAAGUGAAGUCCUCAUCACCGCCCCUCGAAGGUGGAUCAUCCUCGGCAGCCGAAUGGAUUGAGUGCUUAGAGCGGGCGAGAGAUCUCGCCAUGUCUCAGAGCAUGCCUUCAGGUUACGGCGGUGAUAACGGGUUUGCCGACAUGUCAUCCACCGUGUCCAGCCCUGCUAGCACUCUCGGAGGUCGAGCCAAUUAUCCCGAUGGCUUUGGUGUCAGUGAUCGACAAGGUCGCAAUCAUCUGAGCAAAAACCAGGCCGCCGAAGAUCCAGCGCCGAAAAGGAAUCGCUUCAGCAAGAGACAAUCGAGGAGUGGACUGGGCUCCGCGUUUUGA